Molecule: messenger RNA, 2030 nt
Organism: Olea europaea var. sylvestris
Lineage: Eukaryota; Viridiplantae; Streptophyta; Magnoliopsida; Lamiales; Oleaceae
Exons: 4
Coding region: 777-1487 (236 amino acids)
Cellular component (GO): Mis6-Sim4 complex; kinetochore
Source: RefSeq, a predicted model, not a curated record
ACCCCCAUACCUGCUUCAGGGCAAUGUCUCCCACCCUGCUCCUGUCCUAUUUAUAUUAUUAGGUGAGUAAUGGGUAUUGGAUUUAACGGGGUUUUUGUUAUCCCUAAUAUUUGUCCCCUACACGAUAGAUGACAUCAUGACUCCAAUCAUUCAACAAUUUCUACAGCUGAACUGCAUUGCUCGUAGACAAGUUAAAGAUCAUAUUUUUUUACUAGGUUUAUAAGUCGUCAUAAACCAAUCUGGCCAAAAAUCAUGGCAUCCCUGUCUCACACCGGACAACCAUUAUCAAUGUAACAAUUGCUUUACCCUUCUGAUUUCUGAGAAUAGAAUAUAUGAUGAAGAGAAGGAUUUUGUCACGAACUUGACUAUUUCAAGGAUCCCAGAGAGAGUUCUCUCAAAUCCGUCCUCUUGGUCUAGUGAAGCAGUAUGUCAUGUGAGACUAAAGCUUGGUUGGCUGCAAGUGAUUCAUGAAUAUAGGCAUGACUAAAUUGCUAGCUUCUUAACUACUCAAAAAUAUCGCAGUGUGGAUCUAAAUACAAAACUUAGGAAAUCACCCAAGAAAGAUUAACACGGAGUUUGAAAAACAGAAACUUUUAUUGCUCACAAUUUCUCUCUACAACUUGAUUAUUGCAAAUGUUCUCUUUAGCCUUAGUUGUAAGUUAUAACCUCCGCAAGUGGACAUGGGUGAUAAAUUCGAAUGAAGGUUAAGAGAGGCUUCCACAGAUACUUCUAUACAAAUAUCCUAGAUGUUUACAACAUAGGUAGGCUUCUAUAGAAUGUUCUUGAAGCUCUUGGAACUGAUAUCCCUCCUUCUUUAUGGGGAUUUAGGUAGAUUUGUCGGCGUGGUUUAUGCACACUGUGUUGUAUCAUAUCUUGGCCGCGUUUGGCUGUGGCUAUGGCUUCUGCAGUAUGCCUUCAGGUCUCAAGUCGCCUACAGCUUUCUGGAGCUCCUGUUGUCUGAAAUCUGCUCUACUGAAUUGUCAAGUAGAAUUGUGAAUGAAAACUUACGUGGAUGCCAAAUUUGCAAGAGAGUGCAUGAUGUUAGAGAAGUACUCUAUUCAGUGUUUAGUUUCUUUGCAUCAAUGCGAUCGAAAUUAAUUUCCUCUGAAGUUCGUCUUAUAAAGGAACUUUAUGGAAAUCAAGUUGGAGAACUUUAUAACAGUCUUCCGUAUCAUAUGGUUGAAUUUGUGCUUGAUGAUUUCGAUUGCAAGGUUACAUUGAGUCUUAAGUACGCGGAUCUUCUGUCCAUAGUUCCGACUGAGGUCAGUGUCCUUGUAUGGCCGAUGCAUCAAUCAAAGAAGUCGAUCAGUGCUGUAACAAUGACUAGGAAGGAGAACGAAGUGCUGGGAAGUCAACCUAUUCCUACUCGUUUGUCAUAUGCAGAGGAUGCAUUACGAACUAUGAGUUUACCUGAAGCUUAUGCGGAGAUUGUUCUGAACUUGCCCCAGGUUCUUAAAGAAAUUUAUCCACAGCAAUAUUUUGCCUAGUACUCCUAUUGAAAUGUGUUCUCAGGGCUCUAAAAAUGGUGUGAGGGUUGGGGAGAGGGAGGAUAGGGAUUAUCAGCAAACAACUUUUUUCUUUGACAAUUAGGUCCGUAACACUAGUCUCUAAUAAACUCGAUUAAGUGUGUCCGAAUGCUAGAGAAUCUUCUUAAAUAUAAAAUAAAAUUCUACAAUAUGUAAUCACAACAGAAGCAGCAUAAUGCAAAGAAAUGACGUGAACGAGAUUUUCAACUAUAAUUCUCAUGAGUUGUAAGAGAAAUCUCAACCUCAAGAACUUGUUCUUCAAGAUGCCAGAAAUGUCUGAUGGGGGCACUCUGAUAAAUCAUAAAUGUAGGAAGAGGAAACACUAUCGCGGUUAGCAUACAAAGUUUCUAUAUCAUUACUGAGAUGAUUCUAUCUUCAAGACAAGCAAUAUAAUUAUAGCAUGUUGUCUCUUGGCAACAUCAUGAUCUUAUGGCUUCCAGUUUAGAUGUAAUUUUUUGCUUUAGUUCUUGACACGUUGAGAAAAAAAUUGAUUGCUUAACUACU